Molecule: messenger RNA, 417 nt
Organism: Verticillium dahliae VdLs.17
Lineage: Eukaryota; Fungi; Ascomycota; Sordariomycetes; Glomerellales; Plectosphaerellaceae
Exons: 1
Coding region: 1-417 (138 amino acids)
Source: RefSeq, a predicted model, not a curated record
AUGGCCUCCCUUACAGCAUCCCUCCUCGCCUCCUCCCCCGAAGCCUUCACCGCAGCCACGACAGGCCCGUUCCUCACCUCCGCCGCCGCCGGCACAACACCCCGCGAGACCCUCGGCCUCUGGCUCGCCAACGACCGCCUCUACAUCCACGCCUACAUCCGCGCGACGGGCAAGCUUCUCGCCUUCCUGCCGCUCCCCGCCCUCCCGGGCCCCACCCCGGGCACCGUCUCCUCGGCCCCGCCCACGGACCCGGAGACCAAGCUCCUCGACUGGCUCGUCGCCGCCCUCGCCAACGUGCGCCGCGAGGAGGCCUUCUUCCUGGCGACGGCCGAGCGCUUCGCCCUGCCCCUCGCCCUGCCCCUCGACCCGGCCACCGGCACCGUCCCGCCGCCGCCAGGCCAAGCUAUCGGGCCCUGA